Molecule: messenger RNA, 916 nt
Organism: Ceratosolen solmsi marchali
Lineage: Eukaryota; Metazoa; Arthropoda; Insecta; Hymenoptera; Agaonidae
Gene: Pvf1
Product: PDGF- and VEGF-related factor 1
Exons: 5
Coding region: 1-777 (258 amino acids)
Biological process (GO): positive regulation of protein autophosphorylation; positive regulation of cell population proliferation
Cellular component (GO): membrane
Molecular function (GO): growth factor activity; growth factor receptor binding
Source: RefSeq, a predicted model, not a curated record
AUGUCUUUGGAAUUAGCAAAGAAAAUUAAUAUGAUUCAGUCGGAUGAAGAAUUUUUUAAACUAAUUAAAGUUACACCAAACGAACUAUCUUAUUCGGUUGGGCUUACAGAUCGAUUCGGCGGGGCGGAGCGAUCUAGCCCGAUAAAGCCAAAGCCAGCGAUAUGCAUGCCAGAGCUGCAGGUAGUACCGGUAAAGGAAAAUCCGGAUCCAGGAGCAAUUUACUUCCCAAACUGCAUACGCAUCAAACGCUGCGGCGGAUGCUGCAAUCACGAACUUCUCUCCUGCCAACCCACGGCUACCGAGAUACAUAAUUACCAGAUUCACGUGACGAAAAUUUCGGAAGACUUAGCACAAUACAAUGUGUAUAAGGAAAUCGUGCCAUUAGAGGAACAUACCGAAUGCUUUUGCGGUUGCAAAGUAAACGAAAAUGACUGCACUGAUAAGCAGUAUUACAACAAGGAUGAGUGUAGAUGCAUCUGCAAAAGAUUAGAUGAAGAGGAUAAGUGUCGUCAGCACAUCGAAAAAAAGUACUGGAAUCCAGACCAAUGCUCCUGUCAAUGUCGUAAUGUCGAGGAAUGUUCUACCGGCUUUUACUUCGAUCAUAAUCUAUGCAGUUGCAAAAUUCUGCCGUUAUCGAGACAUUGGUUCGACGACGAGAAAAGAACCGGUUAUAACUACAAGCAGCCUGGAAAACCUAAAGAAUCACCACCAGUCAUUGUUACCUUAGAUGCUAGUGAUCCAAGAAGAAAACAUAAAGAUGAACCUCGAUUUAAAUGAUUUUGAACGUAAUGAAUACAUAAACUAUUACCUUUUAGUGGAAAUAGUUAUAUAUACAAUUAUAAACGUUUAUGGCGUUUCUUAGCAGAUUUUAUGAUAUAUAUUCUAAUUUUAUACGUACAAAGAGAUACACCUACUG